Hippoglossus stenolepis (Pacific halibut) is the source of this 3090-nucleotide messenger RNA. It is a transcript of the gene aplf, whose product is annotated as aprataxin and PNKP like factor. The coding region runs from base 32 to 1525 and encodes 497 amino acids. The record is from RefSeq and is a predicted model, not a curated record. Gene Ontology annotation, biological process: double-strand break repair. Gene Ontology annotation, molecular function: protein binding; DNA-(apurinic or apyrimidinic site) endonuclease activity; 3'-5' exonuclease activity. Gene Ontology annotation, cellular component: site of double-strand break; nucleus. NCBI's taxonomy places the organism in Eukaryota, Metazoa, Chordata, Actinopteri, Pleuronectiformes, Pleuronectidae. The transcript has 11 exons.
CGCGUCACACCUGCUUUCUGCUCUAGUGCGCAUGCGCUGCUGCGUCCCGGAAGUGUUGGUGCCGCCGGAGGAGUGUUGGAUCGCCUCCAGUGACCCAGUGACCCGGGCGGAAGCUGACCACAUGUCCGGCUUCGACCUGGUCCCGGUGGACGGCGGGGCCCCGGUGCACCUGCCGCCGGGGGAGACGGUGCUGGGCAGGGGCCCCUUACUGGGAUCCCAGGUCAGUGAUCAGAGAGUGUCCAGACGUCACGGGCUGCUGCAGAACCUGAGCGGUCAGCUGCAGAUCAAACCUAUGCACGUGAACCCGUGCUUCAUUCAGUCGUCCCUCACUGACGACCCUCGACCUCUGAGAAGAGGUUCCUGGUUCCCUCUUCAGGACGGAGACUUGUUGUCUCUGCUGCCGGGGCAGUUCAUCUACAAGGUGCUGGCUGUGGGCGCAGGAGAGCACACUCCCAGAAACAGUCAGACGUUUGAAGAAGAAAAAAAAGAAGAGGAGGAACGUCCCACUUCUCCUGAGCCAGAUGUGGAGCCGCCUCGUCCAAUCAGACUCGGCCGUGGACAGACUCCGCCUCACGAGGAGCCAACGUCGGCAGCUCUGUCCAAUGAGGAGGAGGAGGAGGAGGAGGAGGGUCCCAGACGUUUACAUCAGGAAGACUUCACGCUUCCAAAGGAAGAGGAGGAUGAUCGCUGUGCUGUGCCUGUGAUGAAGAAGAGAGUUUUACCUGCGUGGAUGACGGCAGCUGUCGCUCCCAUUUCGUCCUCCAGUCCCAAAGUUCAGUCGUCCGUUAAGAGAAGUAAAGCACCCAAAUUGACCACGCCCACUGUAGCCCACUCACCGGAGGAGGCGGGGCUUAGUGAGGAGGGGGAGGAGCAUCCUAGGAAGAGGAGGAGGAAGGAUGUUGCCACAGUCCGUCAUCAGCGUGGCUCCAGCAGCACUGAGACCAGCGGCGAGUCUGACAGCGUCGCCAUGGAGGUGGGAGAGGAGGGAAAAGGAGGAGAGACAUCCACGGCGGUCACCACCGCCACGACACAGGCACCUGACGUCACUGAAUCCAAGGAGGAGGACAGGAAGUCGAAAGAAGAACAGGGGACUAAACGAUCCUCGUCUGUCUCUGCUCGGCUCAGAACGCCGUGUCCAUUCGGGAAGGACUGCUACAGGAAGAACCCCGUUCAUUUCCAGGAGUGCAGUCACCCCGGUGACAGUGACUUCGAGGAGGAGGAGGAGGAGAACGAGGAGGAGGUGGACCGACCCGAGUGCCCCUACGGCACAGACUGCUACAGGAAAAAUCCUCUUCACAGGAAAGAAUACAAACACACAAAGAGAGCAGCUCGAUCACAAACUGUCCCCAUGAAGAGCCCAGUCGAUGACGAAGAUGAAGACGAGUACGACGACAGCUUCAUCGACGACGACAGCGAAGACGUGGGCCAAGACUCAGACUACAUCCCUCCGGACUCGGAUGACAGCAGCAAAGAGGACGUCAGACUGCAGAAAGAAGCUCAGGUGUUUCUGAAGAGGAGGAAGUAGAACCCAACUUCCUCCAGUUUUUUUCUUUGUGUCAUUUUUCAGCCGUCAGACUAUUAAUGUGACGUCACGAUGUAACAACACGAGGAGGAACUGUUACUGACAGGAAGUGUUAGCGACGCUUUGUGUUCACCGCUGGUCGUCGAGUCAUGUGACUGAUGAGGACCAAUCAGGAAGAGAACGUGUCAUCGUUUACUAAAGUCUCAGUUUCUGUUCAGACUCAAACACAAACCCAAGAGUAAAAUAAAACAAGAUUAGUUUACAGUCUCUGAUUCAGAGGCUGGAAAACUCCACCAGGCGUAACCAUAGCAACAGUGACGAGUUUUAACACUUACAAGUAUCAGUGUGGACGGAGCCUGAGAUGAUCGUAACAUCAAAAAAUAAAUAAAUCAACUCUGAAACUGAAAAGAUGUUUCACAAAAAGUUUUUAUAGUGUGAUAGAGAACAGAAGAGACAACUACACGUCUUAAAGUCCAAUCGUCUUCAAAGACUGGGCUCGUGGAGCUGCUGAGAGAAAAGGUCUCUGAUCGAUCGUCCUCCUGGUUUAAUAAACGCUCGUCAGGAACAUGAGGCCGUCGGCACCUCGGUGUCGACUCCGCUGCCGCCUCUCGUCUGUUUGCUCACAUCGUCCCACAACAUUUCUGACUUCUUUCUUUCAAGUCGCGUCCUGUUGUCAACGUUUAAAACGAGCUGUACGCCGUGUCGUCAUGGCAACCGAAAGCAAAACAACUGGUUGUAAUGAUUCCGGUUGAAAGAGAGAAAACACACUCACACACAGGUCAUGUGGAAGGAACCAUUUGAAAUGGGACAGUCCAGUUACGCUGCUGUGAUGAACUGAAACACCCGAGGGAGAAGGUAAUCGAUUCCUCAGUGCAAUGAGUUCCGCUCUAGAGCACUAACAGAGUCCACACACUUCUGGCCACGUGUUGUAUGCAGGAGUCAUCCUGACUUUAGCAACCUGAGGUUCACCUACAGAGUUGACGUCAGGUUUCAUCAUGCAGCUCUGCUCUCACUGAAGACGAGUAUCAGUCCUUCAACUCUUUGAUUCUUAUUAUCAGCUGCUAAAGAAAGUUCAGGUGACUCGACCAAUCACGAGUUAGUCUCAGCUCUCAAUCAUAACGUAUCAGUGAUAUCUCUCAAUAUGUUAUUAUCAUUUGUUCAUUUCGGCUCCAGGGAACAGUUAACGUCAUCAGUUUAUACAUAAAUACACAUCAGGUGUUUCGAUCGUGAACAAAAUCGUUUUCUGUUGCUGGACAGAAAAAAUGGAGGCAAUUCAUUUAGUCUCCACGGUGGUUUAAUAUCAAGACACGUUUUUAUAUCAUCAAAUAACUGAUUCAAACCAAACUGAUCAGAAACACUUGAACAAACAUCUGUGGGAUAAGAACGACCUGAAAUGCAACGUCUAGUUAGAUCGUUUUGUUUGGUCCAUGUCCCAUCUGCUAACAUGGAGGAGUUUAUGAUCGAAGAUGAGUCUGAACUAUGGCGUCCAGAACUGAUCCUCAGAGCAAUGCACUCUGGGAGGUCUUUAUCUUGUACUUGAACUUUUUUAAAUAAAGCAGUUUUUUUCA